Ictalurus punctatus (channel catfish) is the source of this 1820-nucleotide messenger RNA. RefSeq names its product legumain. Gene Ontology annotation, molecular function: cysteine-type endopeptidase activity. Lineage: Eukaryota; Metazoa; Chordata; Actinopteri; Siluriformes; Ictaluridae. The record is from RefSeq and is a predicted model, not a curated record. The coding region runs from base 352 to 1605 and encodes 417 amino acids. Gene Ontology annotation, biological process: vacuolar protein processing. The transcript is spliced from 15 exons.
CUGGGAGAAUGAGGAACAGGUGCUAAUAAUAAUCACUGUUCAUGACAACAGAUGAAGAUCUCGGGUGAUCAGCGCCUCUGGUGGACACAGGUGGUAUUUCAGCGUGCAGAUGUGAGCAGUUGGACUCGUUUAACUCUAAGACUCUGGGUUUAUUACUCACUUAUUCAUCUUAAAGCAUGUUAUUCAGUGAGUAUUGCUGGGGUAUGACGAAAUCAAAAGCUGCUGAUAGCUUGGGAGAUGAAGUGAAAGUGGAUGGUUUGCUGGAUAUAAAAUCUCCUGACGCACCUUUCCAGGACACUCACACUAACACUGAGCUGAAGCCAUCACCGGAGAGAAAACAGGAACAUCGGCAUGGCCAGCAGGGGCAAACAGUGGGUUCUCCUGGCAGCAGGUUCUAAAGGUUGGAAAGACUACAGUGUCCAGGCCAACGUGUGCCACGCUUACCAGGUCGCUCACCAGAACGGCGUUCCAGAUGAGCAGAUUGUGGUGAUGAUGUAUGAUGAUAUCGCUUACAACGAACAAAAUCCCACUCCUGGAAACAUAAUUAACGUACCAAAUGGCCCAAAUGUUUACCCUGGGGUUCUGAAGGACUACACUGGAGAGGAGGUAUCAGCGGAGAACUUCCUGUCUGUACUGUGUGGAGAUUCGGAGGCUGUCAAGAAAACAGGAAGAAAAAAAGUCAUACAAAGUGGUGAAAAUGAUUCUAUCUUCAUCUACUUAUCAGACCAUGGAAAUAGAGGGAUCUUUCACUUUCCUAAUUCUACACUUUAUGCACAUGAUCUCAUUAACACAGUGAAGGCCAUGUCAAAGAGUCGCACGUUUUCAAAGAUGGUCAUUUAUUUGGAAGCGUGUCAUUCCGGAUCGAUGCUGGAUCAGCUGUCUGACAGCAACGUGUAUGCAGUUUCUUCGUGCAGUCCUGAUGAAUAUACCUACGCUUGUUUCUUCGACAAGAAAAGAAAUACCUUUCUUUCUGAUAUCUUCACCUUUAACUGGCUGCAGCACAUGGACACGGUAAAACUUACAGUGACGUCGUUUGGAGAGCAGUUUUCCUACCUGCAGAAACACGUGAGUAAAGACGCGAGGAAGGCAGGAGUGACUGAGACGCCAUGUAACUAUGGGGACAAGGGAAUGCUGAAGGUAAUGUUGAGUGAAUUUUUUGGAGAUUCCCCUCGCUUCGUCAGCGAGACCUACACGUCCCAGAUCCUGAACGUUCAAGUGUCCGAUGUGGUGGACACUACACAAGUUCCACUGAUAAUCCAAGAAAACAGGAUUAAAAACGAGCAGGACCCGGAAAAGAGACAGGCCCUGGAAAGACAAUAUGAUGAUCUUAAAAGAAAGAGGAAGACAGUGGAUGAAGCGCUGCAGAAGAUCGCUGAGCGCACAAACGCUUCACGAGCUCUGACUGAAAAGCGUGAGGUGACUCGGACGUACGAACUCAAACUCGUGGCUGAGCAUUUCAGGAAAAAUCUCUUCAACUGGGAAGAGGAGCCGUUUGUUGUCACUCGUGCACACCUGCAGGUUUUAGUGAAUCUGUGUGAGUGUGUGUUGGAGGUUGAGAGCAUCACUGAAGCCAUCACUCACGCGAGCCAGGAGAUCACUUUCUGAAGAACUCGACACCACGACCGUUUUCUUUGACACGUUCUCUUUCAAUGAUAUGAGGAUUUCGAUUAGAUCAUCUUUUAAAAGCGAUAUUUUUAUUAUUCUUAUUUUUUUUAUUUUAGUUUUGUUAAAAAAUUUUUUUUACCAACCUUAACUAACUAAAGUCACACAAUACCAAAUCCUGUAGAAUACCUCAAUAAAGAACUCGGAGAGAAACGAAA